GAGGGACGUGGAAGGCCUCGUCCAUGUAGGGGCCGCGCUGGCGGCGGUUGAUGGCCGCGAAGAGCAGGCACGACAGCAGGAAGGCUCCGCUCAGGGCGGCGGAGAACGCACGAGCCGUGUGUCUUCGUGUAAUCGUCCCUGUGGCGGGGACGCUGCCGGGGCCCGCCUGCUCCGGCCGAGCGAGAUGGAUCUGACCCAUCGGCUGGAGCUGUUCCCCGACUGCAGCGUGACGCUGCUCCUCUUCAACCACGUCAAAAAUGCCGCUGCUCUACGAAAAAAGGCCAUGGAAGGGUCUAUUGAAGGAGCACUGAUCAACCCUGCGAUGAUUGUAGAUCCUUUUCAGAUUCUUGUGGCGGCCAACAAAGCAGUUCAUCUACACAAGAUAGGUAAAAUGAAGACCAGAACUCUCUAUGCAGAAAUUAUUUUCAACCUUUCACCAAACAACAAUAUUUCAGAUGCAUUUAAAAAGUUUGGCAUUUCAGACAAUGAUGAAGCCCUACUCAUCGUUCUGGUUGUGGACAGAGAAAAAACUGUAAAUUUGGAAGAUAUAAUAUCUCAGGUAGAAGGCCAACAGGUUUCCCUAGAUGAACUCCCACAGUUAACAGAUAUUGUCAAAGUCAAAAAGGUGUACAAAGUUACUCCACAGGAAGAAAAGAUCGGCACCUUAGUGGAUAGCAUUGUUUGCAGAAUGUCAACAAAAGAUGUUCUAUGAAAAUGUGGAAAUAAAUUUUUAUUAAAGGAAAAAGAAAGCUU
Messenger RNA from Calypte anna (Anna's hummingbird), 753 nucleotides. It is a transcript of the gene TPRKB, whose product is annotated as TP53RK binding protein. The record is from RefSeq and is a predicted model, not a curated record. NCBI's taxonomy places the organism in Eukaryota, Metazoa, Chordata, Aves, Apodiformes, Trochilidae. The transcript has 5 exons. Gene Ontology annotation, cellular component: EKC/KEOPS complex; nucleus; cytosol. Gene Ontology annotation, biological process: tRNA threonylcarbamoyladenosine modification; telomere maintenance via recombination. Bases 185 to 712 code for a protein of 175 amino acids.